UACUAAUAACACUGCGCAUGCUCGUGUUCAAAAAUUAAAGACCGUCGCGCAAAAUGACUUCCCGGGUUCGCAUUGACAAGACGAAUGAACUGGCCUAAAACCCAAGAUACUCGACAAAUCCUUGCAGAACGUCAACAUCGGACAUAAAAGAUAGACUUCCAUAGUCCCGUUGUUUGUUUGUCGACGAAAACAUCAACAUUUCCGCAAAGGACUCUCGAAAUAUGAGCAUUGCCGUUGAGAACCAUCAACCCCCACUCGAGGCAGUAGCAAAUUUACAGACAACAAUAACAGAUAUCAAGACGGUAAACGAUAAUGAAAAUAAAGAAAACGAAACGAAACAAAGCGAUGAUGUUCCCCCUGACGUUUCUCCACGUGUAAACGCACUGAGCUACACAAAAGAGAAAUUUAUGACCUUGAAGGAUGCUUGGCUGAGCAAUAUCCGCCCUGCAGCUCUUUCUGAUAAAUAUUGCAACAGAGAGGGCAUAUGGGAUCCCGAAUUGUGGUAUUACUCUUCAGAAAGUGAAAAUCGGAGUGCUUCUCCAAUUGAUAACAAAAAAAAAUACCUACUUGAUGGUAUUGUAUUAAGCCCUCAAGGUCGCAGCUUUGUUCGCGGCUGUCAAGUCAAUGUUCAAGAUGGCGGAGACGCAAGAAAUAAGUUGAGUGGGAGACUGGGAAGAGGAUGGGAUGCACCCACAAGGGAGAAAGGGCGUGGGAGAGGCAGGAUGUCCCCUAAUGGUGACAUUGAUCGAAGGUUUGAAAGAAAUUCCAAGAAUGAGAGAAACAAUACUUCUGGUAAUUGCAACAAUUUCAGAUUACCAAUGCAGGGCAAAGGUCGAAGGAGAGCUGGCAGCCUUGAAUCAAAACCUGAAUGGUUCACACAUGGACCAUCGAGCCAACGAGAUACCAUUGAACUAAGGGGAUUUGAUGAUCUGGAAAAAGGUAACAAACGUAAGAAAUUCAGAAAAGAUGCUGCAGAAAUUUCAGAUGAACAGAAACGGAAAACUCCUGAGGAAGCAUCAGAUGAUAGCAGAAAGUUUGAUAUCAACGAGUUUUUUGAUAUGGCGGAGAAUGCCCUUCCCAUAACAGGCAUGUAUGAAAACCAAGGAACAAGCAGUAGAUUUACCCAAUGGUUUGCAAAUGAAAGACGCAGUCGUAGCAACAGCCUCAAUGCAAGCCUUAGUGGGAGUCGUAGCAACAGCAGAAGGUCAUCCAUCGCUGAUGAACUGGCGGAAAUUGCAGGCUUGACUCUCAGUUCUCCUGUGCGAACACCAACGCCAGAACAAGAGUUCAUGUUUGCUCCAAUCGUACCAGCAUCAGAAACGUGCGAACAAGAAGACUCUCUCAACAUCAUACAAGAUAACGACGUAGAUGUUCAACCAUUGCUGGAUUCUGUAAUACCUCACAAGACAGUGAAAGGUGCGGUGACGUUGGAGGAUCUCGAGGGGAAAGGAGGGAUAUCAAAUGAUGUAGAUGAAGAGAAGAGACAUGAAAGUGAGGAAAAAGAGGGAUCACAAGUAUUCCUAAAGUUGGUUGAGACCAUGAAAGCUUCUGGUAAUCUUCCGGAGAAACCGACGCCAACGAUUCCAGACAUACCUCCUCAUCUUCUCCCCAGACCUCCCUCUGCAAAAGACAAAAACAGAAUGACGCCAGUGGAUCGCAGUCGAUCGCCGUCUCCACUCCAGUUACUCCAAGAGGUCAUCAGACGGACCCAGUCUCCUGUUGGCUUCGUGAACCACGCUCAUGCGGAACCUCGCUUGGUGUCCUCCUACGAUGUAAUGCGAGCAGCUUCCCCUGCUGGAGACAUUCGAGCCCCUGGCGCUCUUGCAAGACCUCUCACCCCAGAAGAAAUUUACGGACCUCCCCCCGUAUUCAAUAUGGAGAACACGGCGCCGCCUGAUCUAUUUGAGUUCACUGGAGCAGUAGCGAAUAUUAAUAAGCAUUUGCCGGCAAAGAAGAAAGGAUUCCAAUCCAGAUACCCAAAUAUGUCUGAAGCAGCAACGGUUGGUAGUUCAUCUCUUAAUGCUAAAGUUCCGAGCAGCUGUCAAUCCGGAGUAAAACCAAACACAAACUAUCCAGCCAUCUCGCAAGCGUUCGUACCAACGUCAGUCUUACGCAAAUAUCACUGCGACAAACAUGACCAGAAAUCAUCGGAUGAAAAGGAACACGAACACAUCUCUCGUCCAGCUACAAACUCAGCGGUGAUUUCACAAAAUCAAACAUCACCAAAAUCCUCUCCUACCCUCAUGUCACCCAGAGAGUUCACUUCACCUAAGACCACAAGCGAGGCCUUACCCCGACCGGAGUUAUUGACCCCUCACCGUCUUCCGUUACCCGGCUCCCCGAGUAUGACUCCGCACAGCCUACCCUUACCCCAGUCCCCUAUGCUCCACGAUACACCCAAGUCAUCCCCGCAGAACCUCCCUAAGCCAUUGUUAACCCCACACAGCCUGCCACUUCCCCAGUCGCCGUUAGUGACGAGUGCGAACUCCAAUCCACAAAGUGAUUUUGGAAUUCGUCCCUUACCGAAAACCGCUGGUAUUGAUGACAGUCAUCGCUUACGAGGCCGCAGUGUUAGAAAACAGUUUGAACAGCGGACAAACAUGCGACGUUUUCCCCAGGGUCAGAUGCCGUUCCGGCCGGUUCCUCCAAAUAUGGUGCCCAGACCAGGAAUGGUCCCCAAUCCCUUCAAUAUGAACACGGCUAGAGCAAUGAACGUUCACCCGACAGCGUUAGCGUUAGCAUUACGUAAUCAACAAUACCAGAUGGCGCGAGCGGCUGCUGUUGCCGCGGCAACUGCGGUGGUAAACCGCCCACCUGUACUAUCACAGGCUCAAGCUGCUGCAGCCGCCGCUAUGAUGUUGAAUCAGCAGAGAGCGGCUGGGGGAUUUCAUGGGAUAAUGCCUCAAGUGAAUCCACGAAUGUUCCCUCAUACCACACCACGUCCCAAUCUACCCCCUGCAUUACAACGGCAACACCAUGUUGUACAUCAUUCUGACUCGAAUAAGGACCGUGAUGGUCUCUCGAAGUGGUUUAGUGACGCUGUUCUCAGUCAGUCCCAGUCCCAGACUCCUGGUCGCGGAGCCAAAGUCUUGUCAGUGGAAGAACUAGAGCGACAUACUUGUGUUUAGGUCUCAGAAAGCGCCAUUGCUCUUAGUGUGUUAACUUUGUGUGUUUUGUGUGUACCCCACGCUCUCGUGUUUUGUUUCUUGCCCUCCCCCCCGUGUCCUGUUCAUGAAAUUUACCACCCCCCGUCUUGUUAUCAGAAAGUUUAUGUCAUAAAUUCAGCGUGACUGGGAAGUUCGUGUUUUGUAGUUUAUGUAUCGUGUUGUUCUGAGCGUGUUGCUCUCAUAUCGUUUCGUUGUCUCUGUGUACAAUUCGUGUCCUUGUCAUUUUUUGUCGUGUUUUAUACCGUUCUUGAAUCGUUUAAGUAAAUUUUAAAGUAUUCGUGUUGUUUUAGUAUGAUUCGUUUAGUUCUGUUCAAAAUCUUUUCGUAUCGUUCAAAUUUGUCUUUGUUUGUUCGUGUUCUUUGUAACGUAUCAUGUGAACAAGUUUUGCAUUCUGUUCGUUUCGUUUCAUACGACUGUCUGUUUUUAGUUGUUUUACCCCCCGAAGUAUCAUCUCGUAUAUUUGUAUCGUAAAUUAUGCCAGCAAUGUGUUAUUUGCGAGUUCAGAUUCAUUUUCAUUCGUAAAAAAAAUUGUGUAAACGUAAAAUAUGUAAUUAACAAACGGUAAAUUGUAUUCUUAUGAUGUGCAUGUCUUAGCUCUGCCUUGGAAUUCAACGUGAACUCUAGAUUCUGAUGAUAUACGUUAAAUCCGGGUUUUCACUAUCGUAAUUCAUCGUACGACGCUCUCCGAUCUUCUCCGAUCCAUCAUCUUAACCCAUUUUGAUGUGUUUUUUUUCAAUGAAGCGUUGAACAACCGGCAGAGAAUACGAUGAGUUACACGAUAAUGAAAAACGGCUUUAAUUAUGGUUGGGUUCUCUUUUAGCUUCUGGUCAGUCAUUACAUAACGUCCUUUUGUAAGAAAAGUAAAAACUUUGUAAAUAUUUGUAGCCGUGGUGCGUCCAUCUCAUUUGUCGUUCGUUCCAGAUUUGCUCUGAAUAAAUAAAAGCUGAACCAAGAU
Molecule: messenger RNA, 4122 nt
Organism: Dendronephthya gigantea
Lineage: Eukaryota; Metazoa; Cnidaria; Anthozoa; Malacalcyonacea; Nephtheidae
Product: eukaryotic translation initiation factor 4E transporter-like
Exons: 18
Coding region: 222-3128 (968 amino acids)
Biological process (GO): negative regulation of translation
Cellular component (GO): cytoplasm; nucleus
Molecular function (GO): mRNA binding
Source: RefSeq, a predicted model, not a curated record